Molecule: messenger RNA, 3418 nt
Organism: Theobroma cacao (cacao)
Lineage: Eukaryota; Viridiplantae; Streptophyta; Magnoliopsida; Malvales; Malvaceae
Gene: TMT1
Product: tonoplast monosaccharide transporter1
Biological process (GO): transmembrane transport
Cellular component (GO): membrane
Molecular function (GO): transmembrane transporter activity
Source: RefSeq, a predicted model, not a curated record
UUUAUUAGCCAUAUAUUAAGAUUAUAUACUACGAGUACAGUACUAGUGGAUUCCAGACUUUUUGUUUUUACUUUUUAAAAUUUCUGGUGUGCAUGUACCUAUCCAUGUUUUCCAAUUUUUGACAGCUUGCUUCUUUAUUUGUUUCUGGUGCAAUGCGAAUGUAAAUAAUACUACUAGGCAGUAGAUAUGCUUCUGUAUUGUAAAGACUGAAUUCUCUUCUCUUCGAGUUAGAAAUUCAGAAGCUUUAAUCAGUUCAUCUGGGUUUCUGGGUCUUAACCAGAAUUGUUAUGUUCUCAGCGGAAGUUGGCUGAGUGACGAAUGAACUCAGCGAGUGACCUGAGUCAGUUGAGUGACGUCAGAGGCCAGGUACUUAGGUUUGACAAAAUGUUGAAGGGUUGUUGAGAACUUGAGAGCGAAACAUUCAUUGGAUUUCCUUUAUUUGUUCUAGUAUCUAAUGCUAACCGCCUCUCUGUGUUUCCACGUCUGGCCUGGUAAUAAUUUCAGUACAAAAAGGACUUUUGUUUUUCCUCUCCUUGUCUCCAAUAUAAAGAUUCCCAUCGAAGAAGCCCCUUCUUACGCUUUGCAGACGGUUUUAUUCACUUGUAUACAAAAGGCAAGAGCAUUGUGCCGCAAAGCUGUACCUUUUAAGCCUCAUACUUGCUUAUCUCUUUCUCCUAUAAGCAAAAAAUAACCCUGUUUUUGCUUCUGCAGCCCCUUUUGUACUUUAAAUUCACUGUCUGUGUCUCAAAAGUUUCACUUGACCUUUUUGGCUAACGGUAGGUCAGCAACCUGAGAGAUCUAGAUUCUUGGGUGUAUUAAAUUUGUUGUCGUCGAUGGUGAUUGAUGUCCUAGUUUCUUUUACCAAUCCAAGUAAAAUUGUUUUCUGUUAGUUAGUGAGCAUUUGCGGUGAUGUGCUAAUGUGGUUUAUGGUUUGAUGCUAGAGUAGACUGCUACGGUUAGUUCCAGAGAGGCUGUUUGAUUCAUUGGUGAAGAGAUGAGGGGAGCUGCUCUUGUAGCCAUUGCUGCUACAAUUGGUAACUUUUUGCAGGGAUGGGAUAAUGCUACGAUUGCUGGAGCAAUUGUGUACAUCAAGGAGGACCUCAAUCUGGGAACUAGCGUUGAAGGUCUUGUCGUGGCUAUGUCACUCAUAGGAGCCACAGUUAUUACAACAUGCUCAGGAGCUAUAUCAGAUUGGCUUGGACGGCGACCAAUGCUGAUAAUUUCUUCAAUCCUUUAUUUUGUUAGUGGUUUGGUGAUGUUGUGGUCACCUAAUGUAUAUGUCUUAUGCAUAGCCAGGCUAUUAGAUGGAUUUGGAAUUGGUUUAGCAGUUACUCUUGUCCCAGUCUAUAUAUCUGAGACUGCUCCAUCAGAAAUAAGGGGAUUGUUAAAUACACUACCACAAUUCACUGGUUCUGGGGGGAUGUUUUUAUCAUAUUGUAUGGUUUUUGGGAUGUCAUUGAUGGACUCACCAAGUUGGAGGUUGAUGCUUGGGAUUUUAUCGAUCCCUUCUCUCCUAUAUUUUGCCUUAACAGUCUUUUAUUUGCCUGAAUCUCCUCGGUGGCUUGUGAGUAAAGGGAAGAUGCUUGAGGCAAAACAGGUUCUUCAGAGGUUACGUGGCAGGGAAGAUGUUUCAGGUGAGAUGGCUUUGCUGGUUGAGGGCCUUGGCAUUGGAGGUGAAACUUCUAUAGAAGAAUACAUAAUAGGUCCAGCUGAUGAACUUGCUGAUGGUCAGGAACCUACUGCUGAUAAAGACAAAAUCAGAUUAUAUGGACCUCAAGAGGGCCUGUCUUGGGUUGCCAAACCCGUCACUGGACAAAGCAUCCUUGGUCUUGCCUCUCGCCAGGGAAGCAUGGUGAACCAAAGUGUACCCCUUAUGGACCCUCUCGUGACAUUAUUUGGCAGUGUGCACGAAAAGCUUCCAGAGACAGGGAGUAUGCGUAGUAUGCUUUUUCCCAAUUUUGGAAGCAUGUUUAGUACAGCAGAGCCUCAUGGCAAAAAUGAGCACUGGGAUGAAGAGAGCCUGCAGAGGGAGGGUGAUGACUACGCAUCAGAUGCUGCAGGAGGGGACUCUGAUGACAAUUUGCAUAGCCCAUUGAUCUCACGUCAGACAACAAGCUUGGAAAAGGACAUGGUUCCCCCAGCUUCCCAUGGCAGUAUUCUAAGCAUGAGACGCCAUAGCACUCUUGUGCAAGAUAGUGGAGAACAAGUUGGUAGUACAGGAAUUGGAGGUGGUUGGCAGUUGGCAUGGAAAUGGUCUGAGCAAGAAGGUGAGGAUGGAAAGAAGGAAGGAGGGUUUAAAAGGAUUUAUUUGCACCAGGAGGGAGUCCCUGGAUCUCGACGUGGGUCUCUUGUAUCACUUCCUGGUAAUGAUAUGCCUGCAGAAGGUGAGUUUAUCCAGGCUGCUGCUCUAGUGAGCCAACCUGCUCUUUAUUCAAAGGAGCUUAUGAAUCAGCAUCCUGUCGGACCAGCAAUGGUUCAUCCGUCUGAAACUGCUUCAAAAGGACCAAUUUGGGCUGCUCUUCUUGACCCAGGAGUGAAGCGUGCAUUAUUAGUUGGGGUUGGGAUUCAGAUACUUCAACAGUUCUCUGGCAUAAAUGGAGUUCUCUACUACACUCCUCAAAUUCUUGAAGAGGCAGGCGUUGAAGUGCUUCUUUCAAACUUGGGCCUUAGUUCAGAUUCAGCAUCAUUUCUUAUUAGCGCAUUCACAACCUUGCUGAUGCUUCCCUGUAUAGGUGUAGCCAUGAAACUCAUGGAUAUAUCAGGCAGAAGGCGGCUGCUACUGACCACAAUUCCUGUGCUUAUAGUGUCACUUAUCAUUCUAGUUUUUAGCGAAAUUGUGGAUUUGGGUACAGUAGUAAAUGCUGCUAUCUCAACUGCAUGUGUUAUCAUCUACUUCUGCUGCUUUGUCAUGGGCUAUGGACCAAUUCCGAAUAUCCUCUGCUCUGAGAUCUUUCCAACAAGGGUCCGUGGCCUUUGUAUUGCAAUCUGUGCUUUGGUUUACUGGAUUGGAGAUAUCAUUGUUACCUACACUCUGCCUGUAAUGCUCAGUUCCAUAGGCCUUGCUGGCGUCUUCGGAAUCUAUGCUGUUGUAUGCGUCAUCUCUUUGGUCUUUGUCUUCCUGAAAGUCCCGGAGACCAAAGGCAUGCCACUUGAAGUUAUUACUGAGUUCUUUGCUGUUGGUGCAAGACAGGCUGCUGCUACCAAGAAUGAGUAACUCACUGCUUUCAACGGUCUCAAUUGCUCUGCAAUUUCAGCUCUUAAGCAUUCAUCCAACUUCAGUUUGGAGAUUUUUUGGGCAUCCUUUGUAUGAGGGAUUUUCUUAUUCAAACAUUAAAAUGAUAUUUUUUCCCUUUUAAUUGGAUUAUAGUAACAUACCAAUUUAAUUUAAGAGAAUGGUAGAGAUGGAUGUUUCAUGACA